This is a messenger RNA of Paramecium sonneborni, 1036 nucleotides long. The record is from the annotation of a GenBank genome assembly. Lineage: Eukaryota; Ciliophora; Oligohymenophorea; Peniculida; Parameciidae.
AUAUAUUUUCAAAUAAAAUGAAUAAAUAAUACAUACCAGCAAAAGCAUAAGAGAAAAUAUUUGCUUUAAUUUUGAAAAGACCUGAAAAUUUAAAUUGUGCUGAUUGUUCAACAAAAGGACCUAGAUGGGUGAGUUUAGAUUAUGGAGUUUUCAUUUGUAUGGAUUGUGCAGGUUUAAUUUAAUAUAAAGUUUUUAGGUGCUCAUCGAACAUUAGGUCCUAGUGUUACUAGAGUAAGAUCUACAAAUAUUGAUGGUUGGUAUUAAGAAAAUAUAGAUAUUAUGGAAUCUAUAGGAAAUGGCACAGCAAAUUCAUAUUGGGAAAAUAAAAUGCCAAAAGAUUUUAUGUAAAUGAUUAAAUUUAUAUAUACUAUAGUAAACCUACAAUCAAUACUGGUUUAGAUUCAUUAAUUCGAUUUGUUUAAGAAAAAUAUGUAAAGAAAAGAUUCAUACCUUAAAUAAGCUGUCCUGAUCCUAAAUAAUAAUAUAUUCUUACCAAAACGUAAUUGAUAUAUUAUAUUAUUAUAAUAGAACAGUUAAACCAUUCUAUUUCAAUUAAACAGAAAUUAAAGUUGAAGAACCUAAAGUUAAAUUAGGUGAUUUAAUUGAUCUUGAUGAUGACUUCUUUGGCGUUAAAAAACCAGUUGUAGAAACAUAAGAUGUCUAAGGAUAAAAUACUCAUUAGGGUACUACUCGUUCUUUAUCACCUGAAAAGGAUUUCAUAGAAUUUAUACAAUCAACUCCUAAUACAAAUCAACCCAUUCAUUCACUACCUUCUCUAGACAUACUUACACUUUAUAAAUCAGAAUCUUAAUAAACAUAGUAGUCUUAAUAGAUUAUACCUAAUAAAAAUUCAAACUAUGCUUAUUUGUCUAAUUUAGGAAAUAAUGGAUAUUAUAAUUAAUAAACUCAUUAUUAAUAAUAACAUUUCUAUUAGUCUUAAUAAUAACCAUCCUAAUUUCAUUCUUAAUAAACAUAACAAUCACAACCACUCAAACCAAAUGGAACCAUCAAUAUUAUGGACUUAUAUUCAAAAUGA